Naegleria gruberi is the source of this 462-nucleotide messenger RNA. RefSeq lists its product as uncharacterized. The record is from RefSeq and is a predicted model, not a curated record. The transcript has 2 exons. The annotation marks the transcript as partial. Lineage: Eukaryota; Heterolobosea; Eutetramitea; Acrasida; Naegleriidae. Gene Ontology annotation, molecular function: protein binding.
GAUGUAGAAGAAAGUUUUCAUUACUAUUUAAAAGCAGCAGAAUUGGGUAGCCCUAAAGCUCAAUAUUUCGUUGGUCGGAUGUAUCAAAUUGGUGAAGGUGUUAACCAGGAUUUGAAGGAAGCAUUCCAAUGGUAUUUAAAAUCUGCCAAUCAAGGACGUGUAGAAUCAAUAUUUCAAGUUGCAACUAAUUAUAGAAAGGGAAUUGGAAUUGAAAAGUCUUUGUCAAAAGCUGAAGAGUGGUACCGAAUUGGGGCUUUGAAAAAUCAUCCUGCUUGUCAAUUUGGUUUAGGGCAAAUUUUAUUACUAAAUGGAUCGAGUACAAAUUCAUUCGAGCAAUAUUUGAAAUGUGCAAAAGAAGGAAAAGAUUUAGAAUCUGAAUACCUAGUUGGAAAAAUGUUAAUUCAAGGAAAGGGAACGAAAAAACAUUUCUACAGAGGUUUUAAAUACCUUGAAAAAGCAGCA